Bacidia gigantensis is the source of this 462-nucleotide messenger RNA. RefSeq lists its product as uncharacterized. The record is from RefSeq and is a predicted model, not a curated record. The transcript has 3 exons. Bases 1 to 462 code for a protein of 153 amino acids. Gene Ontology annotation, molecular function: oxidoreductase activity. NCBI's taxonomy places the organism in Eukaryota, Fungi, Ascomycota, Lecanoromycetes, Lecanorales, Ramalinaceae.
AUGGACAGCGAUGGAAAACUUAGUGCGCAGUGGAAAGGCGAGACUGAUAGAUACCUACCUCAAGCAGAUCUCCUCCAUUUCUGUGCGCAAGAAGGCAUACAUAUAACUGCCCAUCAGCCACUCGGAGGAAAGCCUGUCGCACUUGUCAAUCCGAACGCUGACCAUCUAGGACCACUUACAGACCCAGACAUCGGCUCACUUGCACAAGCAUACCAGAAAUCUCCAGCGCAAGUACUCUUGUCCUGGGCAGUACAACGUGGAACAUCUGUCGUCCCAAAGACUGUGCAUGAGCAACGAAUGAUAGAAAACAGAGAUUUAUUCAGGCUCACUGAUGAGGAUAUGGGGAGAAUCAAUGACAUUGCCGGCAAGAAAGGUGCUGUGAGGUUCAUGGAUCCAAGGAAUCAUAUCGGAUUCGACAUCUUCGACGAGGAGUCGGACCAGCCGACAGAAGAGGGAGAUUAG